Molecule: messenger RNA, 666 nt
Organism: Apiotrichum porosum
Lineage: Eukaryota; Fungi; Basidiomycota; Tremellomycetes; Trichosporonales; Trichosporonaceae
Exons: 3
Coding region: 1-666 (221 amino acids)
Source: RefSeq, a predicted model, not a curated record
AUGGCAACCACUGCCGACAUCUCCUUCCAACGUUUCGCGGAGCGCCUCACCCACAUGAGGCUUGAUGCCAACACCAUCCACAAACACAGCAUUCCCAACCAGCUCCACUGGAUCCAAUAUUCAGAUGAAGUCACCUCGUCCCUUCGCGCCCAGAUCUCUGUCCGCGGAGACGAGAGCGAAUUUGGGUACCAGCAGGCCGCCAACUAUGACAGCGCCGACCUCAACAUCGUCGACGCUCCUGAUGGUCCUUUCGUGGUUCGGCUGGGUGUCACAGUCGGGCAGAGACUCCCAUACUCGUUGCUGCUCUGCAACACGUCCACUCCACCAUCGACCAUCCGCGCCCCUUCCAACAACCAGCCGGGCACCGACUAUCUGAGCCUCGCAACCCCCGCCCUCCACGACCUCUUGCAGACAGCCUGUUUGCAGACCCCAGUUCCACGUGACUCCGACUUAUCCGUUAUCGCUGCGAGGAUUGUAAAGCUGUCGGCCGUCAACUCGGCUCGCAGCAUUGGUACGCCUAAUCGGAAGUACAUUGGUACGGCCCAACGCGGCGACAUCCUUGGCAUCCGGUUCUCGGUGGACAUCUAUGAGGUGGCCGACCACUUGGAGCCACUGAACCGUCAGAAACCCUACCUUAUCCAAGCCAUACGCGACUACACCAAGUGA